CUCACUCUCAAGCAAAUUUAUUACUCAUCUCAUACAAGUUUAUGAUGGUUGUGUAUUUACUAGUUAGGGUUCUAAUCAUUCACUCAUUUAUCAAGGUUCAUCAACUUUCAGAAGAUUUAUUAAGGCUAUCUCACCUUUGAUUUCUGGUUUCAUUAGACCUUCAACUCACCAACUUAUUAGGAUGUAUCAAUGUCGUGUUGUUCCCCCAAGAAAAGAAUGGAUUUAUGCACCUAAGUAUUCACCUCCAUGGGUUGCCGGUGUUCAAUCUUUCAUCAAAUUUACAAGAGACGGUCUUGGUGAAGCUAGCAAUAAAGUUCGAUGUCUUUGCAUGAAAUGUAAGAACUACAAUAGUUUACCAAAAUCUCUAGAAGAUGUACAUGGGGAUAUUCUUGAGAAUGGAUUCGAUAUGACAUACCAAACAUGGAUCCAUCACGGAGAGAAACCUAGUGAUCAUGUCUUCGAUGUUGAAGAUCCUCCUUUACCCGCUAAUUAUGUUGUGAAUGAAGAUGUUCCUGUUUCGAGAAUUCAGAACUUGUUCAAUGAGACAUUAGGACGUGCAGUUGGUUUCAAUAACUUUGAAAAUUGGCAUAAUAAUUCUGAUUGUCCCCCAGGUGCUGAUGUUGAAGAUGAUAAUAGUGGUAAUAACCAAGAUAGAGAUGGUGUCAAUUAAAGCAAAAGGGUACAAGAUGCUGCACAACCCUUAUAUCCAGGUUGUAGUCCUGAACAUACAAAAUUGUCGGCAACAGUGGAGUUGCUUAGUAUGAAAGCAAGAUAUCUAUGUUCUGAUGUUUUCAUGACUGAGUUAUUGGGAUAUUUGAAAACCAUUUUACCGGCUGAGAAUACGUUGCCUCAUAAUUGAAGGAAAGUUAAGGAUAUGAUUAAACCGUUUCAGUUUCCGGUCCAAAUUAAUUAUCCAUGCUUGCAUUAAUGAUUGCAUUCUAUAUCGGAAGGAUUAUGCUGAUUUAGAGGAGUGUCCUAAAUGUAAGGAAAGUAGAUGGAAAAAGCCGCCAGAAGAGAGUAUUCCAACUACAAGAAAGGUGCAAUAAAGAUACUUAGAUAUUUUCCAGUUACAGAGAGGUUACAACGAAUG
Papaver somniferum (opium poppy) is the source of this 1090-nucleotide messenger RNA. RefSeq lists its product as uncharacterized. The transcript has 2 exons. The record is from RefSeq and is a predicted model, not a curated record. Lineage: Eukaryota; Viridiplantae; Streptophyta; Magnoliopsida; Ranunculales; Papaveraceae. The coding region runs from base 182 to 670 and encodes 162 amino acids.